AUGGUCAACUCGCCGACCAAGUCCGAGGCCUGCGAUUGCGGUGGCUCCGAACUCCCGAAGCCGAAAUUUGUCAAGAAAAAAGGUUUGUUACUCGUUUUUUAUUAUUCUUCUGCAAUUUUUGGCGUAGAAAAAUGCAAAAAUUUCAGUUUUUUAAAAAUUGGUACCUAAAUUUCCCAAUGAGAAUAUAAAAUGGUCAAUUUUAGGUUACAUUCCGUACGGCCUGAUCUACAAAACACAAGAUGAGUUCCAGAAAGUCGGGUACUGGAUCCCUGGAGUCGCAGUGACAGCAAAAAUAACCAAAGUCGAAAAGGAUUCUUCAACUAAUCUUCAUUUACUCAACCCAUGGAUGUAAGUAUGCUAAAUUCGUUUUUUGUUUUGAAUUUAGAAGAUGAUUUGAAGUGAAAAUAAGCUGUUCGAUUUCUUUCAACGCUUGUAUGCAUUUUAGAUACACCGUCGAAGCCACUCACGGAAGAUAUAAAUGGACAGUUUUCAAAAGAUACGCUGAUUUUGCCCAGCUAGCCAAGUCAUUGGGAGGCCAUAGACGACUAGAACAGAUCAAAUCUCCUUUUAGAAGGUAAGGAAGUGGCUUUUUCUUAGAGUAAAUUACGAUAUGUUGACGUUUGUCCAAAUAAUGAGAAUUGUUACCUAAUUUAGUCUAGUAUAGAAAAAAUCUUUUUUCAUUUCCCAUUUGAAUUUUCAUUGUUGAUUAUUUCAGAGCCCGGAACAAGAUCGAAAUGUCCUUCCAAGACAUUGAUCAAGAAACGAAAGAUUAUGAACUUCAAAUCCUCGAAAAAGGCAAAGAACUCGGAGACUUUGGAACCCCCAGAACGGACACAGAUUCUGGAGACGAGCCCACAUCGAAUGGGAAAACCCCCGACUCACCCGAAGAGGAGGUUGAUGAAGAUGACGAUGGCCCUCCAAGAUUUCCCUUACUUCCGGAUUCGAUGAUCAGCGAAGUCCAUAUGGAACGCCGGAGGGUACAACUGGAGAAAUGGCUGAGACAUGCGCUGACGGAGCCGGUCAACAGAGACUAUCAUCAAAUGGUAGGUGGAGGGGAUUAUUUUUGGAUGAUUGCGAUUGAAUGAGGAUUUUUUUCAAUGUCCAAUUUAAAAAAUGCGAUUUUCGCACUGUGCAGUGAUAAAAAUUUUUUGCACUGUGCGGUCAUUUCAACUUGCAAUUUUUUAGCCCUUCCGGAAAGUCGCCGGACUGAGUUUUGGCGAUUGCACCGUGCGAAAAAACUCAGGGUGCGAGCGACAGCCGAAAAAAGCCGAAUGAAAAAUUGCACAGUGCAAACAAAACUUUUGUUUUCGCACAGUGCGUAUCGCCGAUUUCAGUCCGGCGACUUUUCGGAAGGCCGAGUAUUUUGCACGGUGCGAACGACAAAUUUGAAAAAUUUGCACUGUGCGAGGGAAAUUUUGAGAUUUUCGAUUUCCGCACUGUGCGAUCGCUAAAAUUUGUUUGCACUGUGCAUAAUUUUUUUUGAAAUUUUGCACACUUUAGUUUUAGGUAAAAAAUUUUUAAAAUCUAAAUUUUUAGGCCGAAUUUCUCGAGGUUUCCCGCUAUUCUUUCAUCAACGAGCUCGGCGGAAAACACAAAGAAGGCUCGAUGAAAAAACGGCCCGGCGGAGGCAAGGUCUACAUUGGUUGUAAACAAUUUUGUGUCAAGUGGAUCCUCCCCUGGAUGGAGAGAUACCUCAUCCUCAAAGAUUCUUAUGUGUGCUAUAUCAACAGCAAUGAGACAGUAAGAUUGGUGCUUUUAUUUGACGAACAGUUCGAAAUCGACUCACCAGAUGUAGUGACAAGCACGAAGCCGAAAUAUAUGUUCCUUUCAAAUGCCUCGCAGUAAGUUUGAAGGGGAAAAUUGGAAGAAAAGUGGAGAAAAUUAUAUUGUACUAGGUAUUUUGGAUAUGAUUUUUGAUUAUUUCAGUGUGUUGGCGAUGAAAUUGCAACUCGAAGACGAAGCGUUUUAUUGGAAAGCAGCGAUUCGACAGGUCCUUGAGAGCACUGGACAAGUUUGGCUCAAACCAAAACCCUUUGGAUCGUCAUAUCCAACAAGAGAAAAUCAAUAUAUUCAAUAGUAAGUUUUUUAUUUUUUGAAUUUUUUCUUUGAUUUUUAGUGAAUUUUGGCCCACAGGAACACAAUUUUUUUCAGUUUUGUGGAUGCCAAAGAUUAUUGGGAGCGAGCGGCGGCUAUGAUUGAACUGGCCAGGGAAGAGAUUUUCAUCGCUGAUUGGUGGCUGUGCCCCGAAAUUUAUAUGAGACGUCCCAUGGCCGAAGGAAAUCAUUGGCGAUUGGACAAUGUCCUCAAAAGACAGGCCGAGAAAGGCGUUCGGAUCUUCAUUUUGAUUUACAAGGAGUUCGAAUUGACCUUAAAUUUGAAUACAGUGUAUGCCAAGAAGCUUCUGCAAAAAUUACAUCCAAAUAUCAAGGUGAGAUUUAGAUUUUUUUGGGGGUUUUGAGAUUUUUUAUAAAAAUUUUGAUGAUUUUUUUGACAAGGAAAGUACUUCUAUGGGGUAUGGAGUUACAGGUCGAGUCAUAUAUCAAAAUAAUCGCAAAAUUUUUCUGAUUCGGAAUAUGUAAAAGUUAGCUGCCUAAUUUUGGUUUGUACAGGUGAAAAAGUCCUCAGAAGUUUUCACGCAACACCACGCAAAUGCGUUUUUGACAAAUCAAAAGCUUUGUUUUGAGCUAAAGUAAACCCUGGUAUCUUAACAAGCCUUAAAAUUAUCAAAUUUGAUUAAUACUACACCUUAAUUCGUAAUUAGAAUGUAUAAUUUGUGUGGUGUUGCGAGAAAAGUUCUGAGGAUUUUUUCACCCUGACAAACCAAAAUUAGGCUUGUCCGCUAACUUUUACAUAUCCUGAAUCAGAAAAAUUUUACGAUUUUUUUGAUAUAUGCCUCGACCUGUAACUCCAUACCCCAUGGAAGUACUUUCUUCGUGAAAUUUAUUAAAUUGUGAACAAGUACAAUGUAAAAUUAAUGCAUUUAUUGCAGGUUAUGCGCCAUCCGGACCACUAUUUUGGAACCGGCACCUUCUUUUGGUCCCAUCAUGAGAAAUUGUUGAUUAUCGACCAGUUGAUUGCGUUUGUUGGAGGUCUCGAUUUGUGCUAUGGAAGAUGGGACAAUUCCACUCAUGUGUUAGCAGAUUUGGGAUCAGUUCAAUACGCACCAACCGCGGAAGGCCACACUUUGGUAAGAGAGAUCCAAAAAUCUGGGUAUUUUAGAAAAAAACUUCCAUUUUUGUGUAGAUUUUUUAUUAUUUUAGGUAGUGAUUGAUGUUUUUUAACUUUCAGACGAAGGGAUUAGCAAGUGCAGUGGAGGAAAUGGCCAGUGAAGUCAUCAAAAGCGACAAGCAUGUUCAUGAAGGAGAGGAACAGGAUAAUGAUGAUGAAGAAGCUGAAGUCAGCCAUAUAAAACAUGAAAUUUUGGAUGAAACUGGUCAUAGAAUUGGAAAAACGAAGACUUCGAUUGUUCAGACAUCCAGAGAAGAGGACGAGGACAAGAAAGAAGAGAAUAAAAAUGAGCCUGAAGCUAAGGAAGAGGAGAAUAAUCAGAGAAAGGGUAAUUUUUGGAAGCUUUUUGAUGAUUUGGGUAAUAAAACGGGUAGAUGUGGCGAUUUUGUAAUUUUUUUAUGAUGAUUUCUAUUUUUUUGGGAUAUGAAUUUUGAUAUUUUUUUAUUGGAUUUGAUAUUUUCUUUUUAAUUUUUUAUGGUUUUUGCAAUUUCAGAGCACAAAAGAACUUUCCGAGACGUAAUGAGUCAGAUAAAAGCAAGAAAAGCUUCCCCGAAUAAGAGAUCUCGCUCCCCAACCCCCUUCGAUAAUGUCCCCAAAUCAACGGAGAAACCGGCAAAUGUGAAACGGACCCCAUCGGGCCCAGCCGGAAUCACUGCCGACCUCAUGAAUCCACAUCAUGUCAGGAGUCCACAGGUAAGAAUUUACACCAAUUUUGACUUUUUUUGAAUCCCCAAAAUGUCACUUUUGUCUAAUCAAAAUCAGCAGGUAAUCCGAGAAUCGCCAUUUGGGAAACCAAAGACCCUUCGAUGGCAUUCCGUGGUGAUUGGGAGCGAUCCCAGCCACAGUCCAGGCCCCUUAGAUGAACCCAAAUCGUUUGAUGUGACACAGUCAACCUCGUCGAUAACUCCGACGAAAGAUAAAGGAGACAAGUUGCCUCUGAAGAAGAUAAUCCAUGAACCGAAAAACAGGACGGUAAUGAGGAGGGUGGUCUCAAAUCUAAAGACAAAUCGGAAUGCCAAAAGGUGGAAGAUGCUUCUGGAUAAGGAUAAACCGGAGGAUGUAACGGACGAAUAUGUGAUCAAGUAAGGAAAUUUAGAGGGGGGAUUUAGAGGCAGAUUGGGGGGAGGAGGUCCAUGGAGGUCACGUGGAUUGAAAAAAUUGUCGAUUUGGGUUGUUUACCGAUUUUUUUUGCUUGAAAUCGUCGAUGGACCGCCUUGGAAAUGUUGUUUAUUCAACAAGGAAAGUACUUCUAUGGUUUGUGGAAUUACAGGUCGAGUCAUCUAUCAAAAAAAAUCGUAAAACUUUUCUGAUUCAGAAUAUGUAAAAGUUAGCUGCCUAAUUUUGGUUUGUAGUGACGAAAAAACCCUCAGAAUUUGUCUCGCAACACCACGCAAAUGCCUUUUUGGCCAAGUUUUUGCCAAAUCAGAAGCUUUGUUUUGAGCUAAAGUAAUGUGUGUGGUGUUGCGAGAAAAGUUCUGAGGGUUUUUUCGCCCUUACAGACCAAAAUUAGGCAGCUAACUUUCACAUAUUUUGAAUCAGAAAAAUUUUGCAAUUUUUUUUUGAUGUUUGUCUCGACCUGUAACUCCAUACUCCAUAGAAGUACUUUCCCUUCAAGAAUUUUUCUGUUUUGGGCACUUCAUUUUGCCCUAUCUUUCCACUUUUUUUAAAAAUUUUCUAAUUAUCUUACAAUUUUCAGCUACUGCAAGGUUCAAGAAACUGAAGUGGACGUGUCUGGCCUUCAAGGCGCCGGAAAACUUUGGCCAGGCAAAGACUAUGUAAAUUAUCUGGUGAAGGACUUUGUGGAUGUCCAUGAGGCCUACUCCGACUUUAUUGACCGCUACAGAGUCCCAAGAACUCCGUGGCACGACAUACAUUCGGUGGUUUAUGGGGAAGUGGCCAGAGAUGUGGCCAGACAUUUUAUCCAACGCUGGAAUGCAACUAAAGUGAGAUUUUGGGGAAGUAUCAGGGAUUGUAGAGGAUUUUCAUGUUGAGUUUUGGCGUUAUUUUUUUUAUUUUGUUAUAGUUUUACCUUAUUUUAGGCAACAUUUUUUUAGAUUUUGAUAUUUUUUUUUGGUUUUUGAUAAAUUUUUUUGGUUUUUUUUUGGUUGCCAGUGAUUUGGUGGGAUAUUUCAUUAUUUUUCUUAUCAUUUUGUGGAUUUUUUUUAGAAGGGUUUACUAAUUUAUGUUGGUUUUUUUUCAAAAUUUUUACUUUUUUUAAAAAUUUUUCUAAUUUUCAGACCGAGAAGCACAAAAACAACAAAGAUUACCCCUACCUCCUCCCCAAGAGCUAUGAUUCAGUAAAAGUUCCCAGAGUUUUCAUCAACAAGGACACUCACAAUUGUGACAUCCAAGUGCUCCGUUCAGUCGCUCAUUGGAGUGCCCUGAUCGACGGAAAAGAGGAUUCAAUCCAAGAUGCAUACGUCAAGCUGAUUCAGAAUGCCGAACACUUUGUGUACAUUGAGAAUCAGUUCUUUGUGUCGAUGAUUAACAGCUCGGAGGUGACGAAUGAGAUAUGCAAAGCGCUGUGUGAUCGGAUCUGUCGGGCACAUCGGUAAGCGGUUUUUUGAGACGUUGAUGUAUUAGGGUGAACCAAAAAAAUUUUCGGAUUUUUUUUUUUUUUUUUUUUUGUUUAGACAUAGUAUUUUUUUAUAAAAAAAAUUUAUAAAAAAUUUGGUCGAUUUUUUUAUAAAUUUUAAAAUUAAAAAAAAAUUUCUUUGAUUUUUCAGCGAAGGAACAACAUUCCGCGUAUACGUCCUGAUCCCUCUGCUCCCCGGCUUCGAAGGCGACCUCGGCAGCGGCAAUUACUCAGCCCUAAUGGCAGUCCUUCAUUGGACCCUCAGCUCGAUUUCGAAGGGUCCCCAUUCUCUGAUCGAAAAUUUGAAAAUAAACGGAAUCGAGAAACCCUUCGAUUAUGUCUCGUUCUGCUCCCUGCGAACGUACGAUGAGCUCUGUGGAAAGUUGGUGACGGAGAUGGUCUACAUCCACUGUAAAUUACUGAUUGUGGACGAUAAAUAUGUGAUCAUUGGGUCCGCGAAUAUAAACGACCGGUCACAGCUGGGAAUGAGGGACUCGGAAGUGUGUGUGCUGGCUACGGAUCGAGAGUUUGUACCCUCGAGAAUGAAUGGGAAAGAAUAUAUGGCCGGGAAAUUCGCGUCCACCCUGCGGAAACGGCUCAUGAAGGUAUGAGGAGCCCUAAACCCUAUUAAUUUAGGGUUUUUUGAAUUUUGAUAUUUUUUUGAGGGAAAAUUUGAGUUUUGAGAUGUUCGUUUAGGGUUUAUAAAAGGUUUGGAAUAAUAAUUUUGUAUUUCAGGAGCAUCUUGGUCUAUUGCCCGAAGCUUUCCACAAAGCCCCCAUCAAACCGUCGGUGGUUGAUCUGGACGACCCGGUCCAUGACUCAUUUUAUCAUGACGUUUGGUGGAAAGCGGUGAAGGGGAACACGGAAAUCUUUGAAGAAGUCUUCAGAGCAUUCCCCACGAAUUUGGUGAGAUUUGAAAUUGAUUUUUGAUGGAAAUUUUUAAUUUUGGUGUUGGCAGCUCGCGCCCGAGAGUUUGGCUUCAGAUUUAAUUGAUCUCCAGAUUUAAUUGAAAGUCUGGAAGCGGUGGAAAUGGGGUUUUUGAUUGAAAAUAAGAGUAGUAGAGAUGGUUUCUGCGGUUUCAACUAAAUCUGAAGACUUAACUCUGGGCGCGAGCUGCCGAAUCAUAAAAUCUCUGAAAUUACCUCUGUGUUAGGUUACUGUUAUUUCAUGAUUUUUUUUGACACUUAUGCGUAUUUUAGGUCUCCUCCAAAGACGAGCUGGUCGUCUGGCGCGACGAACUCCCCAUGGCCGAAUAUAACCCGGACUUGGCCCGCCAUCAUCUGAAGAAGCUCUGGGGAAACAUUGUCCAAUUCCCGGAAAGCUUCCUCUCCAACGAAGACUUGGCCCCAACAAUCAUGACCAAAGAGGGACUUGUCCCAUCGGCUAUCUUCACAUAA
Bursaphelenchus xylophilus (pine wood nematode) is the source of this 7200-nucleotide messenger RNA. The record is from the annotation of a GenBank genome assembly. NCBI's taxonomy places the organism in Eukaryota, Metazoa, Nematoda, Chromadorea, Rhabditida, Aphelenchoididae.